Messenger RNA from Aspergillus welwitschiae, 450 nucleotides. RefSeq lists its product as uncharacterized. The transcript has a single exon. NCBI's taxonomy places the organism in Eukaryota, Fungi, Ascomycota, Eurotiomycetes, Eurotiales, Aspergillaceae. The coding region runs from base 1 to 450 and encodes 149 amino acids. The record is from RefSeq and is a predicted model, not a curated record.
AUGAAGCCCACCAAAUUCAUCCCAACCAUCCUCCUCUCCCUCAUACCCACCCUCACCCUCGCCUCCGAUAGCGACGACUUCCCAUCCGGGGCUAAACUCUGCGAGCCGCAAGGUGCAGGCAGCUGCCAAUUCGCCGUAUACCAGCUAUAUCCCGAAGUAGAAUGCUACCACCAACAAAAGGGUGCUGCCUACAUCUUCGAUCACUCAUGCAACAUCAUCGGCCACAUGGAGAACUUCACCCAGGGAGACGCCAUGGCUUCGCAGCUGCCGUAUACUGUGGACAUCGAGAAUAUUUUUGGCUACCCAUCCUGCUAUCUCAAGUACGAGAUUGCGUACAGUGAUGGGUUGUAUGGGUACAGCAUGCCCUCGGGAGGUAUUUGGGAUGACUGCAAGGAGGGUGAUUAUCAGUGCACUUGGUAUAGGGUGGCGUUUGAUUGUCAUGGGUUUUAG